Phragmites australis (common reed) is the source of this 3311-nucleotide messenger RNA. Its product is annotated as protein FAR1-RELATED SEQUENCE 7-like. The transcript is spliced from 5 exons. NCBI's taxonomy places the organism in Eukaryota, Viridiplantae, Streptophyta, Magnoliopsida, Poales, Poaceae. Gene Ontology annotation, molecular function: zinc ion binding. The record is from RefSeq and is a predicted model, not a curated record. Gene Ontology annotation, biological process: regulation of DNA-templated transcription. The coding region runs from base 69 to 2624 and encodes 851 amino acids.
CACACACACACCACCUUCACCCCGCAUCCAAGCCCCCGGUCGGCUCUUCUCCCCUCGACGCGCCGGCGAUGAGCUCCUCGGCGGAGCCCCCUCCAUCUCCCACUCUCGCUCAGCCCGCCGCGUCAGGCAGCCAGGCCUCCAUCUCCUGCCCACCAAAACCUAACCCCACAAUCACCACCCCGCCGCCCCAGAAUCCUUCGGUGGCUACCACCGCCCCAUCUCUGAACACCACUGGACCCACCACCGCCACCGCUCCGUCCUGGAAGGCUUCACGUGGCGCCAUCACCGCACUGUCCCGAAAUGCCUCGGGAGCCGCCGCCGCCACCGCCGCAGCGCCGUCCCGAGACCCCUGUGGGACCGUCAUAACUUCGACCGCGGUGCCCCGGAACCUCUCCAACGCGGCCUCCGCCGCCGCCGCCGCGCCCCGAAAUCCCACGGUUGCCACCGGCGCUGUGGCGCUCCGAAACCCCUUGGGGACUGCGCCGGUUGGCGGCGUUCCCCAGGGGGCCGCCCCCACUCUCCCGGAGGACUACACGCCGCGGAUGGGGCAGGAGUUCGACUCUGAGCACGAGGCAUACGAGUUCUACCGCUACUACGGCUGGAAGGUGGGGUUCAACGUUCGCAAGGAGUACGCCAACAGGAGCAAGAAGACCGGCGAGAUCACCUCCCGCAAGUUCGCCUGCUCGCGCGAGGGCUACAAGGCCAACGAGAAGCCGGGUAGCCACACCAGGGUGCUGGUGCCGGACUCGAGGACAGGCUGCAACGCGCACCUCAUCAUCCGGCGCAGGAAGCCCGGCACCAAAUUAGAGGUCUAUGCUUUCCAGCCACGGCACAACCACCCGCUCUUCGCUGCGUUCUGCAUGCCCUGCCCUAUCCAGUGGAUGACAAUGCCUGACGCUGUACCACCUCCGGAUUAUUUGGUGAAUGGGGGUGAGUCACCGAGAGAGCAGAAUUCUACUGAAGGGGGGAAUGCUGUGUGUGUAGGGGAAGGGCAGCGGCGGCCUCUGCGGACGAGGAGGCAGUGGGAGAUGAAGUAUGGGGAAGCUGGCGCUUUAUUGAAUCACUUCCAAGAACAGUCUCUAGCCGACCCUUCCUUCUAUCAUGCUGUGCAGUUGGAUGUUGAGGAUAAAGUGGCAAAUAUAUUCUGGGCGGAUGCAAGGAUGAUUAUUGACUACAGUCAAUUUGGUGAUGUUGUUGCAUUUGAUGUGGUGUCUAGAAACAGUAUUAGCCUCCGCCAUUUUUCCUCCUUUGUUGGUUGCAACAGUUUGGGUGAGCCUAUUGUUUUUGCAUUGGCCCUCAUGUACGAUGAAUCUGUUGAGUCUUUCCAGUGGCUAUUUGAGACGUUCCUGCAUGCAAUGUCUGGACAAACGCCAAAGACCUUUUUUUCACAUCAAGACACGGUUAUAGCGAAGGCUAUGUCAUUAGUGAUGCCUGAUACAAGUCAUGCUCUAUGUGCAUGGAAUCUAAAGCAUGCUGCAACUAAGAUCUUAAAUCAGCUUGGUAGAGGAGACUGCAGUUUCAUCAAGGAAUUCAAGGCUUGCAUCAAUGAGUAUGAGGAGGAGAUGGAAUUUCUCACUUCUUGGAAUGCUAUGAUCAAUAAGCAUAACCUUUGUGAUAACGUUUGGUUGCAAAAGGUAUUUGAAGAAAAGGAGAAGUGGGCCAGACCCUAUGUAAAAGGGAUAUUUUCAGCGGGGAUGAAGGGUACACGGUUAAAUGAUCGCCUGCAUUCUGAGGUGCGGGAUCAUUUGAGAGCUGAGGUGGAUGUUAUUUUGUUCUUGAGGCAUCUUCAGAAGGUGAUCAAUGAUAGGCGCUACAAGGAGCUGGAGGUCGAGUAUAGUUCAAGGCUUAAGUUACCGUAUUUUAAGAUUAAAGCUCCUAUUCUAACACAAGCUUUUGAGGCCUAUACCAAUAUGAUCUUUCAGCUUUUCCAAGAGGAAUAUGAAGAGUUCCAAUCAGCUUACAUUGUGAAACGUGAUGAAAGUGGCCCAUGUCGUGAAUAUACCAUUUCAAUUGUUGAGAAAGAGAAGCAAUAUACGGUUUAUGGAAACCCUACAGAACAGACUGUUUCUUGCUCAUGUAGAAAGUUUGAGACAAAGGGUUUCUUGUGUAGCCAUGCGCUGAAAGUUCUAGAUACUAUGGAUAUUAAGUAUCUACCAGAUAGAUACAUCAUGAAGCGCUGGACCAAAUAUGCUAGGUGUUUGACAUCAUCGGAGGUCCCAGGUCAAACGUUUCAAGCUGAUAAAUCAUUGGCAUUUUCUAGUCGCUAUCAAUACAUGUGCUGGAAGUACGUUAGGCUUGUUGCUCGAGCAUCAGAAUGUGAGGAAUCUUAUACAAUACUAGACAAAUUUUGGUUAGAACUUUGCAAGAAAGUUGAUGACAUCCUACAAAAGCAAACCAGCAUUGGCACAUCUAUGACCCAGCCUGAUGUUCGGAAUCUUAUGAUAUCCUUAUCUUCCAUCACAGAACCAGAAAAGGUCAUAGACAAAUCAAGCAAGGCAACAAAAGUUGGACAAAAAAAUAAAACCCAACCAAGAAACUGCAUUGAGAAAGGUCUGCGUAAGAAGCAGAAGGUGCACUCAGAACAACCUUCAAUGCUGAAUUCGUUGUCUGAUGCUUCUGCUUGAGCUAGAAAUGCUAUGUUUCAGGAACUAGGUUUUGUCACAUAUCACACUUCUCUGGCAUUGACUAACAGCCAGCAAAACCAGAAUUUGUAGAAAUGAAUAUUUGGCUGUAGCACACCGUGCAGCGCAUCCCUUUUUUGGAGCAGAAAUGAUGGAGUAUGAGGUCUGCCUCAGGUAGAUUAAAGAUUUCUUAUGAUGUCCACAUGUCAUCGAUCAAAUGUUAAUGGCCACAGGCAGCUGCUCUCAGCGAGCUUAUCCAUCAUUGUUGCAGAACAGAAGCUCAUUGUCAUUACAAAUUGUGAAAGGUCCACAUACAGCAUAGACAUCACACUGAGCUCUGGGUUGGGCGUAGCUCAUUACCCAGUUCUGUGAGCUCUCAAGCCAUAUGAAUGUCUUCGUUCGACCUGAGACAUCCAAUAGAUGAUGGGUAACCGUUCUAUCAUCUAGUAAAUUAUAUGUGAAGUACUUCUCCUGGUCAUUAUUGACAAAUGUGAAAUUGAAAAGAAAAGGCCCUGCCAUCUCUGGCACCGAGGGAAAAUAUUGGCCGUUCCAUUCCCCGCUGAACCAAUAUGGAGCUAGGUCGAUCAAGUUCUUCCUAGAAACGAGACGGCGGUUCAGACCAGUGACCUUGUCCCAACCAAGUUUUGCACCAGGGAGGAAAGUAUCUGUGGGAUGGUCAAAGCUCUGCCA